Molecule: messenger RNA, 938 nt
Organism: Perca fluviatilis (European perch)
Lineage: Eukaryota; Metazoa; Chordata; Actinopteri; Perciformes; Percidae
Product: collagen alpha-1(VIII) chain-like
Exons: 3
Coding region: 200-793 (197 amino acids)
Molecular function (GO): protein binding
Source: RefSeq, a predicted model, not a curated record
AUUCAUGUAGAUAUGUGUUAUAAAACUACUGAUAGCAUGAACCUUUUUAACUCCUUUAAUAAGAUACUGUUGUGAACAACUUUCAGUCAUUUCUGCAUGUUGCUGUGAGUGUAAACUGACUCUACUUACAAGUAAAAACGAACCUUUCAGAGAACUCCAGUAAUUUUGUCCAUUCUUUCAACAUAAGAUAUACAACAGAAUGAAGAUCUCUGUGAGUUUUACGCUGUUGCUGCUGCUCGGCGCCGUCUCCGCUGAAGAAAGUACCGAUUAUCAGCUGCCUUUUCCUCAAGAUAUCUACAUUGCGCUGGAACAGAUGACCGCCUCGUUGGAUCAACUGAAGGCAGACAUGAGCUUUUUGCAAAGAGAGACUCAAGUCCGACAGGUUGCGUUCUCAGCCUCUCUGGGGGCUGGAGCUGGACCAACAACUUUAGGACCCUUACCCACGGCCACUACCCUGAUCUACAAACACGUUAUCACCAACACUGGAAAAGCCUACAACUCAAACACAGGUGUGUUCACUGCCCCGGUGAAAGGAGUGUACCACUUUGAGUGGACGAUCGGUGCAUAUGGAGACGGCAGCCACGGUUCAGGGGCUUGGUUGGUCAAGAACACAGAGAAUGUUUUCAUGGCAUACGAGUAUCAGAAGGCCGGUUUUAUGAGUUCUUCUAAAGGCGCUACGCUGUUGCUGGAGGAGGGAGACGUUGUGUCUGUGCAUCUGGUGGCUAACAAUUUGGUGUAUGACAAUGUAAGUCACCCCAACACCUUCAGUGGGCAUCUGCUGUUCCCCAUAUAAGACAGAAACAGCAGCUCUGUGAUAGUCACGCAGGUUUUUUUGUCUUAAACAAGUCUUCAUAUAGCACUUCAUUGAUUUAAACUUCAUCUGCAUCCAAAUAAUAAGUAAUAAUUAUCGACAGAAAUCUUUUUUCCUUCAAAAACAA